Messenger RNA from Impatiens glandulifera, 1002 nucleotides. RefSeq names its product protein trichome birefringence-like 41. The transcript has 5 exons. Gene Ontology annotation, molecular function: O-acetyltransferase activity. Lineage: Eukaryota; Viridiplantae; Streptophyta; Magnoliopsida; Ericales; Balsaminaceae. The record is from RefSeq and is a predicted model, not a curated record. Bases 1 to 1002 code for a protein of 333 amino acids. Gene Ontology annotation, cellular component: Golgi apparatus.
AUGGAGGAGGAGAAUGCGUGUAACAUUUAUCAGGGAAGUUGGGUGAAAGACGCUUCCUACCCUCUUUACAAAACUUGCCCUUUUGUAGAGACGGCAUUCGAUUGUCAGAGGAAUGGCCGCCCUGACACAGGCUAUCUCAGCUACAGGUGGCAGCCCACCGCCUGCCAACUUCCGAGGUUUGAUGGGUUGGGUUUUUUGAAGAGAUAUAAAGGGAAGAAGAUAAUGUUUGUAGGGGAUUCAUUAGUUAGGGACCAAUGGCAGUCUUUGGCAUGCUUACUCUACAAUGCUCAGAAAGGCUUAACCUAUUCCCUUACUAGAGUGGGCUUUGUCUCUACUCUUACCAUUCCAGAGUACAACAUUUCUUUGUCGCUGGACAGGAACCCGUUCUUGGUGGAAUUGGUGACGGAGAAGAUGGGAAGAAUAUUGAAACUGGAUUCAAUCAACGGGAGCGGAUGGAAGGGGAUGGACUUGCUAGUUUUCGACACUUGGCAUUGGUGGAGUUAUAGACACGCCGAACAAGUAUGGGACUAUAUACAAAUAGGCAAUAGAUAUCUCAAGGACAUGGACAGAACUGAAGCCUUCGCACAUGCGGUUGGCACGUGGGGAGCUUGGGUGGAUGCUAAUAUUGAUCCAACUAAGACCCGUGUAUUCUUUCAAGGAAUCUCUCCCAAUCAUUACAAUGGGUCAGAAUGGAACGAGCCUAAAGCAAACAUGUGUGUGGGUCAGACAACACCUGUAAGUGGCUCGAAAUAUCCUGGCACAUACCCAACGGGAAUGGCUGUACUUAGAAGGGAGCUAGGUCAUGUGACGAAAGUUCCGGUUACUUUGCUAGACUUAACUGGCCUUUCACUGUUUAGGAAAGACGGACACCCUUCCAUAUAUGGAAACGCCAAUGUAAACGGCGGUUCACCAAGAUUCCCCGACUGCACACAUUGGUGCAUUGCCGGAGUUCCUGAUACUUGGAACCAGAUUCUUUCCUACCUUAUCCUCUCCAAACAAUGA